This is a messenger RNA of Eimeria maxima, 4143 nucleotides long. RefSeq lists its product as hypothetical. Gene Ontology annotation, cellular component: nucleus; SWI/SNF complex. The coding region runs from base 1 to 4143 and encodes 1380 amino acids. Gene Ontology annotation, biological process: regulation of transcription by RNA polymerase II. The record is from RefSeq and is a predicted model, not a curated record. Gene Ontology annotation, molecular function: transcription coregulator activity. The transcript has 5 exons. Lineage: Eukaryota; Apicomplexa; Conoidasida; Eucoccidiorida; Eimeriidae.
AUGAGGAGUCUGCGUAUACAGCACGAAUGGUCUGUUGAGCUGCCGCAGCCCCGUUGCUGCUCUCUCUCUCCUUCGUCAGCAGCAGCAACAGCAGCAGCAGCAGCAGGAGAAAGUACAACAGAGACCCUAAGCUGUGACAGCAGCAGCAGUACAUGCAGCAGCAACAGCAUCGACUGCAGCAUCAACAUCAACAACAGCAGCAGCAGCAUCAUCAACAGCAACAGCAACAGCAGCAGCAACAGCAGCAGCAUACCUUGCCCGCUGCAGCAGCCGCAUGCAUUUGAUUGGGUCCCUGCUGUUGCUAUACUUAGUGACGCAGGACUAGAGGUAGCUGGUGAGCUUAUCUCCUUAUUAGAUAUUAUAUCUGUUUCUUUUGUUGCUGGACGAGCUACUGCUGCUAAUCCUGCAGCAGCAGCAGCAGCAGCUGCUGCUGCUGCUGCUGCUAAUAGUAGUAGUAGAGGAAAUCAAUAUAAAGAUUUCUCUCUUAGUGAUCCCCUUCAUGGAGACACAGGGGAGGAAGGAGAUGCAGCAGCAGCAGCAGCAGCAGCUGCUGCUGCUGCAUCUCCUGCAGCAGGGUCUCCUGCUGCAGCAGCAGCUGCUGCUGCUGCUAAAGGUGAACAGGCGGGGGUGACGCCAGCAGCAGAGAAGGAAAAUCUUGUAUGGGGAAGCCAGACGCAGCAGCAGCAGCAACAGCAGCAGCAACAGCAGCAGCAGCAGCAGCAGCAGCAGCAGCAUUGCGCGCUAGUUGUGCUGCUGCGCUCCCCUCUACCUACAGCAGCAGCAGAUCCUCCUAUUUAUCCUCCCCCUGCUGAUGCUAAGGGAGAGGCAGGCAGCUGCUUAAUUAUGCGUGUUCCUGCUGCUGCUGCUGCUGCAGUAGCAGCAGCAGCAGAGGAAGCAGUUGCUUAUGCCCCCCUUGGGGUGUACGUACACCUGGAGGAAGCAACAAAAUUGCUGCUGCAGUUACCUACAGAUCCAACACUUUAUCCUACAUGGAAAAAAGCUAUGCUGCAGCAUCGACAGUUGCUGCAGCAGCAGCAGCAGCAGCAGCAACAGCAGCAGCAGCAGCAACAGAAGCAGCAGCAGCAGCAGCAAGUUUCUUCUCGUUCUUUCUUAGCUCAUUCUCCCUUAAGACCAAUGAAUGGAGGAUUUACCUCUACAUACCGUGCAGCAACAGCAGCAACAGCAGCAGCAACAGCAGCAACAGCAGCAGCAGCAGCAACAGGAGGAGGAGGAAUGCACCGUAGAGGUGCAAAAACUCCGUCAUUAUCAACUCCUACAACAUCUGCAUCAUCAUCAUCAUCAACAACAGCAGCAGGAGCAGCAGGAGGAGCAGCAGCAGGAGCAGCAGGAGGAGCAGCAGCAGGAGGAGCAGCAAGAGGAGCAGCAAGAGCAACAGGAGCAGAAUAUCCAUUUAAAUUAGAUAUAGGUGGUUGUCGCCUAUCCAAGAGCAGCAACAGCAGCAACAGCAACAGCAGCAGCAACAGCAGCAGCAGCAACAGCAGCAGCAGCAGCAGCAGCAGCAGCAGCAAUUGCUGCUGCGAGGAUGCAUAUUUUUAUUUAGAGGAAGAAGGAUGUUUUGGUAUAUUUGAUGGGGUAGGGAGUUGGGCAAUAGAGGGAAUAGAUGCAUCAAGAUUCUCUGAGGGUCUAGCAGCAGCAGCAGCAGCAGCAGCAGCAGCAAAUCUAAAUCCUAGUCAUAUAACCCCUUUAUAUAAAUGUCUUGAUGUAAAUAAUAGGGCUAUGCUGCUGCUGCAGCAAAGUUAUAAUAUUGUAUGCAGCAGCAACGAGAAUAGAUGGGGAAGCAGCACAGCAGCAAUUGGAUAUAUAGAUAGAUAUACAGGUAAAUUAGGUGUAUUAUCUCUUGGUGAUUCUGUUCUUAUGGUACUAAGAAGACAAUUAUUACCAUCAAGUAUGUCUUUCUUUGCUUAUUCUCCUCCUCCAGUUACACCAGAAGCAUUAUUACUAUCUACUAGCAGCAGCAGCAGCAGCAGCAGCAGCAGCAGCAGCAGCAACAGCAGCAGCAAUAAUAAUAAUAAUAAUAAUAAUAUAGGGUAUAAUGAUAUAGGUACUCAAAAUGAUGGUAAUAAAGAGAAGAGUAUGAAUAUGAGUAAUAUAAUAAACAGCAACAGCAACAGCAACAGCAGCAGGAGCAGCAGGAGCAGCAGCAACAGCAACAGGAACAUAAGAUAUCCAUCAUUAUUACGUCGUAUAUGUUGGCGUACAAUUGAACAAAGAUGGGAGAAUGGUGCACCAUAUCAAUUAUGUAAUUUACCAUCAAAGAAUAGAUGGGAAGAAAUAAAGAAAAAAGGAUUAAAUAGAUUUAUAAAUAUAUUGAAUAAAAUAGAUUUAGCUGGAGAUACACCCCAAAUGGGUUAUAGACCACAACAAUCAUUAAUUAUACAACCUGGUGAUUUAAUUCUUUUAUUUACUGAUGGUGUUACUGAUAAUCUAUUUGAUACAGAGAUUGAAUUCUUUGCUUCUCUUGCUAUUUCUCCUGAUGAGGCAUAUAUGCUGCAGCAAAUACAGCAGCAGCAACAGCAACAGCAACAGCAGCAGCAACAGCAACAGCAGCAAGGAGGGCAACAGCAACAAGGGCAACAAGGGCAACAGAAAGAUGCCCAACAAGAAUGGCAGUCCUUAUAUAAACAGGAAGGGAAUCAGGAGGAAGGACAAGGAUUGCAACAACAGCAGCAGCAGCAACAGCAACAGCAGCAACAGCAGCAGCAGCAGCAGCAGGAGAUACGAUUUACACCUGCACAAGAUAUUGCUGAAUUAAUUGUUAAAGUCGCAAAAAAAAGAUCAAAAGAUGGGCUAUUUGAGCGACCAUUUGUUGCUGCUGCUGAGGGGACGAAGCUUCCUGCUGGUGCAGCAGCAGCAGCAGCAGCAGCAGAUAUCCGCAAAGGUCUAUUGGCAUCUCCUUCUGCUUCUCCCCGUCUAUCACCACCAACAGCAGCAGCAGCAGGAUCUGCAGCAGCAUCAGCAGCAGCAGCUGCUGCAGCAGCUGCUGCAGCAACACCCACAAGUUCUACUAAUUUGUCUAGGAAGACUGGUACAGCCUUGCGCUCCCCCUCUCGUCUUACACCCACCCACAGCAGCAGCAGCAGCAGCAGCAGCAGCAGCAGCAGCACACCUACCCGCAGCAGCAGCAGCAGCACACCCACCCGCAGCAGCAGCAGCAGCAGCAGCAGCAACUGGAGGAGUGCGUUGGACUGCCGGCGUUCGCGUAUAAGCAGAAUAACAAGCGAACCUCGGAGUCCUGCUUCCCCUACCAGUACACCACGCAAGCCUCUUGCUGCUGCUGCUGCUGCUGCUGCAGCAACAGCAGCAGCAGCAGGGGAUCGGUCUACUCCUCCUGGUUCUCCUGGCAGCAGCAGACUGCCACGACCAGACUUUGCUGCAUUUGCUGUUUUACGUGCAGCAGCAGCAGCAGUAAAACAGCGAGCAGCAGCAGGAGCAUCAACAGGAGUAGCAGCAGCAGCGGCAGCAGCAACUGUACCCAAAUCACCAACAGCAGCAGCAGCAGCAGCAGCAGCAGCAGCAGCAGCAGCACACUCCCCUGCAAGAGUACUAGGGAGAAGAAUUGGAUCUCCGCAGGUUUGCUGCAGCAAAGAAAAAGUCUUUAUAUCCAAUACACCUAAAAAACUAAAUAAAAAUAUUGUUGCUGCUGCUGCUGUUGCUGCUGCAGACACAGACAGCAGCACACCUCCUGCUGGUGCUGCUGCUGCUCGUGCAGCAGCAGCAGUAGCAGCAGCAGGUGCUUCUGCUCCUCCUCCUGGUUCAAGAAGGCUGCUGGGGGGCACCAGACUCGCUGCAGCAGCAGCAGCAGCAGCAAAUGCAGCGCAGCAGCAGCAGCAGCAGCAGCAGCCUGCUGGAGCCUUUGCAGCGAAGACACCCGAGAAGAGGAAUGCAGCAGAGACUCCUACAUUAGCAGCAGCCACCAAUGGCAGCAGCAGCAGCAACAGCAGCGCUGCUGCUGCUGCGGGCGAUUUGCAAGAGCAGGCAGACAAAGCUGCUGCUUCUGAAGUGCAGCAGCAGCAGCAGCAACAGCAGCAGCAGCAGCAACAGCAGCAGCAGCAGGAUUUGUCAUUGACCUCCCCCGUUGGUGAUCUUUUUAUUCAUCUGCCCUUGUCUUCCUCCUUUUCUUAA